Messenger RNA from Coregonus sp. 'balchen', 14916 nucleotides. The record is from the annotation of a GenBank genome assembly. Lineage: Eukaryota; Metazoa; Chordata; Actinopteri; Salmoniformes; Salmonidae.
UUUAGGCCAAGGUGAGUAUGCACGUCAGACUGAAAGCGAGCGCACACACGCAAGAGAGAGAGAGAGAGAGAGAGAGAGAGGGAGAGAGAGAGGUGGAUGGGAGAGAGUGAGCAGCUGAGAACGAGAGGACAGACUUGUUGGACCGGUUUUGCAUAACUUAAGGUGUGACUGAGAGAACAAGGCCAUUGUGGUAGGGAGGAGAGGAUGGUGGCAGUUCACUGACACAGGCUUAAACUCAGAAUUACUUUGAAACCCACAGUUAAAGGACAUUUAAAGGACACACAGAAAAGGUAAGAUAUAAUUUAGAUGCUACCUGGUGUAUAUUUCUACAUUGCACAUUGUUGAGUAUGUAGACAUAGACUAGAAGUCACUGGCCACUUUAAGAAAUGGAACACUAGCCACUUUAAUAAUGUUUACAUAGCUUGCAUUACUCAUCUCAUAUGUAUAUACUGUAUUCUAUACUAUUCUACGGUAUCUUAGUCACUUUAAUAAUGUUUACAUAGCUUGCAUUACUCAUCUCAUAUGUAUAUACUGUAUUCUAUACUAUUCUACGGUAUCUUAGUCACUUUAAUAAUGUUUACAUAGCUUGCAUUACUCAUCUCAUAUGUAUAUACUGUAUUCUAUACUAUUCUACGGUAUCUUAGUCACUUUAAUAAUGUUUACAUAGCUUGCAUUACUCAUCUCAUAUGUAUAUACUGUAUUCUAUACUAUUCUACUUUAUCUUAGUCCAUGCCGCUCUGACAUUGCUCAUCCAUAUAUGUAUAUAUUCUUAAUUAAUUCCUUGCUUAGAUUUGUGUUUAUUGGGUAUAUGCUGUGAAAUUGUUAGAUAUUACUUGUUAGAUGUUAUGUAUGAAAAUGUAUGCACUCACUAACAGUAAGUUGCUCUGGAUAAGAGCGUCUGCAAAAUGACUAAAAUGUAAAAAAUGUAAAUGUUACUGCACUGUCGGAGCUAGAAGCACAAGCAUUUCGCUACACCCGCAAUAACAUCUGCUAAAUACGUGUAUGUGACCAAUACAAUUUGAUUUGAUUUGAGUACUUUGUGUACAGUAAACUCCUAGAAAAAAAGUGCUAUCUAGAACCUUAAAGGGUUCUUUGGCUGUCCCCAUAGGAUUUAUGCUGGGAGGCUCUGUUACAGAGUAGUGUAAAUGCUUAUUUUAGGCUGGAUCAUGUUGUUGAAUUGUAUUGUAUUGUUGUAUGUUUUAAUUCUGUAAUGUAUUGAUUGUUGCUGCCUUCUUGGCCAGGUCUCCCUUGAAAAAGAGACUCUGGGUCUCAAUGGGCUUUUCCUGGUCAAAUAAAGGUUAAAUAAAUAAAUAGAAAUAGGAGAACCCUUUGAAGAACCCUUUUUGGUUCCAGGUAGAACCCUUUUGGGUUCAAUGCAGAACCCUUUCCACAGAGGGUUGUACAUGGAACCCAAAAGGGUUCUACCUGGAACCAAAAAAGGGUCUACCUGGAACCAAAAAGGGUUCUCCUAUGGGGACAGCCGAAGAACACUUUUGGAACCCUUUUUUUCUAAGAGUGUAUGUGUGUCUUCGAGAAUUAGCAAACAGACCAAUAACAAACAAUGUCUCGACCUAACGUGACAAAACUAUUUAUCUGUCUAAAUCUGUUGUUCCAAUUCUGUCUAAAGUUGUUGAGGAAUACAUUUGCUUUGUCAUUUUAGCCAUAUAAAGUUGUAUAAAUGUGAGUUGACGUGUGUUAGUCACAGUAGGCCUACGUAAAUAUUGAUAUUUGGACCUCUGCUUGUUAAAUAUUACAUUGAAUUGUUUUUAAAGUACAUUUUUUACUAGAUUAUCACUGAUCAAGAUAGUUUGUGCCUUCAUUUCAAGACUUCCUUUUGUAAACCUAUUAUGCACAUUUGAGAGGAAGUGCCAUUGACUCUAUAUGUCAUUCAUUAUUUACCAAGGAGAUUAAAUAUGUCACAGUUCCAUAUGCAUUUACUGAAGGGCGUUUCCCAUGGUGUUGAAUCAAUGGUUGUUAUUAGCAACAGUCAUGAACUAAGUCUUAGGAACAACAUUUUUUUUGCCUUAAUCAUAUUCAUGACAGUGGCAGGCCUUUGUUGCAAGUGAGGAUAUUUGUCACGAUCGUCAGGGAGAGACCAAUGCGCAGCGUGAUGAACGAACAUGAUACUUUAUUUAAUUAAAGUGCACACACGAAACAACAAAACAAUAAACGACUCGUGAAGUCCACGGUAACAAUGACCGACACUGAACAAGAACCCACAAACACAAAAGGAAAACAGACAGUAUAAAUAUGGCUCCCAAUCAGAGACAACCAGCCAACAGCUGACACUCGUUGCCUCUGAUUGGGAGUCACUCAGGCCAACAUAGAAAUACACAACCUAGAACCCCCAACAUAGAAAUAGAACACAUAGAAUGAACACACCCUGGCUCAACAUAUAGAGUCCCAGAGCCAGGGUGUGACAGUACCCUCCCCCCCUAAAGGCGCGGACUGCGACCGCGCCUCAAUAAGAGCAAAACAGGGGAGGGCUGGGUGGGCAUACCUCCUCGGCGGCGGUUCUGGCUCCGGCCUUGCCCACCACCCUCCAAUAAUCCCCCCAUAGCGCCCCUGGUCCGGUCUGGCCCCGCUGGCUGGAGCUGACCUGAACGUAGCAGGAACGGCUAGCUUCAGCUCCGCUGUGGAGCAGUUGAGCGGUACCUGAUUUGGCACCGAUGACCCAGGCACGGGUUGUGCCGGACUGACGACGCGCACCCCUGGCUUGGUGCGUGAGGCAGGAACGGACCGGACCGGGCUGACGAUGCGCACCCCUGGCUUGGUGCGUGGAGCAGCAACGGGCCGGACCGGGCUGACGAUACGCACCCCUGGCUUGGUGCGUGGAGCCGGAACGGGCCUCAUCGGACUGACGACUCGCACCCCUGGCUUGGUGCGUGGAGCAGCAACGGGCCGGACCGGGCUGACGAUGCGCACCCCUGGCUUGGUGCGUGGAGCCGGAACGGGCUUUACCGGGCUGACGACUCGCACCCCUGGCUUGGUGCGAGUAGCAGGAACGGGCUGGACCAGGCUGACGACUCGCACCCCUGGCUUGGUGCGAGUAGCAGGAACGUUCUGGACCAGGCUGACGACUCGCACCCCUGGCUUGGUGCGAGUGGCAGGAACAGGCCGGGCCGGGCUGGCGACUCGCACCCCUGGCUUGGUGCGAGUGGCAGGAACAGGCCGGGCCGGGCUGGCGACGCGCACCGUAGGCUUGGUGCGAGUGGCAGGAACAGGCCGGGCCGGGCUGGCGACGCACACCGUAGGCUUGGUGCGAGUGGCAGGAACAGGCCGGGCCGGGCUGGCGACGCACACCGUAUACUUGGUGCGAGUGGCAGGAACAGGCCGGGCCGGGCUGGCGACGCGCACCGUAGUCUUGGUGCGUGGAGCAGGGACAGGCCGGGCCGGGCUGGCGACGCACCCCGUAGGCUUGGUGCGUGGAGCAGGAACAGGCCGGGCUGGGCUGGCGACGCACCCCGUAGGCUUGGUGCGUGGAGCAGGGACAGGCCGGGCUGGGCUGGCGACGCACCCCGUAGGCUUGGUGCGUGGAGCAGGGACAGGCCGGGCUGGGCUGGCGACGCACCCCGUAGGCUUGGUGCGUGGAGCAGGGACAGGCCGGGCUGGGCUGGCGACGCACACCGUAGGCUUGGUGCGUGGAGCAGGGACAGGCCGGACUGGGCUGGCGACGCACACCGUAGGCUUGGUGCGUGGAGCAGGGACAGGCCGAACCGGGCUGUGGAGACGGAUAGGAGACCUGGAGUGAAGAGCGGCCACAACCCGUCCUGGCUGAAUGCCUACCCUCACACACUCUGUGUGAGGCAUCCGCACAGGACGUACAGGGCUGUGUACCCGUACUGGCAUAACAGCAUACCGCGGAACCUGCCCCGUCCCAUGCUGCCAUGCCUGAGUACGGGAAGUUGGUUCCGCUCUCCAUCCAGGCUCCUCCAACCUGCCUUCUGGCCCCCUUAACCCGGUGGCCUCCUCUCCAAAUCGCCCUGUGGCAGCCUCCUGCUGCCCAGCCGCCCAUGCCGUGUGCCCCCCCCUAAAUUUUUUUUGGGGUUGCCUCUCGUCCGUCCGACGAUGGCACUGCUGACGCCGCUGCUCCUCUCUCGCCAGGGCCUUAAUCCUAGCCCAAGGUCCCUUGCCCCCGAGCAUGUCCUCCCAGGACCACGAUUUGCCCACCUGGGCCAUCGCCAGCCUCUCCAUCUCCUUUCCUGGCGCUUCCUCCCAUGUCCAGACUGCCUGCUCCUGGACACGCUGCUUGGUCCUUUUAUGGUGGGUUCUUCUGUCACGAUCGUCAGGGAGAGACCAAUGCGCAGCGUGAUGAACGAACAUGAUACUUUAUUUAAUUAAAGUGCACACACGAAACAACAAAACAAUAAACGACUCGUGAAGUCCACGGUAACAAUGACCGACACUGAACAAGAACCCACAAACACAAAAGGAAAACAGACAGUAUAAAUAUGGCUCCCAAUCAGAUACAACCAGCCAACAGCUGACACUCGUUGCCUCUGAUUGGGAGUCACUCAGGCCAACAUAGAAAUACACAACCUACAACCCCCAACAUAGAAAUAGAACACAUAGAAUGAACACACCCUGGCUCAACAUAUAGAGUCCCAGAGCCAGGGUGUGACAAUAUUGACCUUACUGACUGUAGCUUAAUUUGUGUUUUAUCCGCUGGAUUCCAACCAUGAAGUCAAAUGACAAAGGUGCUUUACAAAAACUAUCCCUUGAAGGUAGAAAGGUGCAUGAUACAGUAUGAGUGUCCUGGUUUUAAAAAAUCUCUCUCUCCUUUUCCUCCAGACUUCCUCCGAUAGACCCUGUUCUUCCCCAAAAUACCAAAGCAGCGAUGAUGGACCCCUACGGAAUUCCAAGCCCCCCCAUUCCACAUGCUCCCAACCCCCUGCUUUCCAACCCUCCACCUUACCCAGGAAUCAGAGGUAUAAAGAUGGGAGCCAUCUUCUUUGUUUGAGAGCCAAUGUUUGUGCAUGCUCUGGCAAUUUACAUGUUUGCCAUGUCAAUGAAAUGCUUUGAACCGAAUUGGCUAAAAGGAGGGGAAGAGUUGGGAAGAGAGAGGAAGAGAGAGAGAGGGGGAGGGAGGGGAGAAAUGAGGCACUGGUAGAGGUAUUUAAGGUAAAAUAUUAUCAGGAAUACAGAGAUUACAUUGUGUGUGUUGGGGGAAGGUGUGUGGGGAGUUAGAGUGGGCAGGAAUUCUGAAUGCAGGAAAUUCCAACUAUGGCAAUGAAUAGAAAUGGACGCUAGGAAUCUUCUCUUCUGUCCUCAACAGCGAAUGGUGUAAACGGCGGGCAACCUCAGCCUGAUAUUUAUUUUCUACGAGCUGAGAGAGAAGUGGUAUGUAAUAAUAUUAUAAUACACUUUACAAUUUCAAUAUUAAAUGAUUUAAUCACAAUUUUACUGUAGGGUUAACUCUUUUCUCAUGUGUCUGAAUUUUAGGGGAUCCUUAAUCACUGUUUCAAUGACAUUGAGGUCUUCAUGGCAAAGCUACAACAGACUGCAGUGGCUGCCACAGUUUUAAGCCAGAGGAAGAAGAAAAAUAAGAAAAGUCGCAAGCAAAGAGCAGAGGGUAAGAGGGAUAAGGAAUUUGUUUUUGUUUUGUCCUAAACUACUCACAUGAGCAACAAUAGGUUUGCUAGCCAAGUGACCUCCUGAACUGGUUCAACUCAGGAUGCCUUUCAAAGCUAAAAUCAAUGAUCCUUUCCUGAUAAUGUAUUUUUUCUCUGCCUUGACUAUAGAGGACUUGCUUACUGCAAAGGCUUGCCCUCCACCUAAAGAAGAAUUCAUGGAUAUCUUCCAAAAAUUCAAAUACUGCUUCAGUCUACUGGUGAGUAAAGGGAACACUGCCACUACUAUGUCAACAAAACAGUUUAGAUAUUGUGUACUCAUCAUAUUUAUUUCCAGGUUCGUCUCAAGUCUUCCAUCUCCAACCCAUCCUCAGAAGAGCUGCUCCACCAUAUGUUCAAACCUCUUGAUAUGGUGAGUCAACAAUGAUAACCUUUAUACCCAUUGCUUAUGCUCUGGCUAUAAGAGGCCAACAGAGGGAGAAAGCUAUGGGGACAACACCUGUUGCUAUUGUUGUCAACACAGGAUUAGAUCGUUAUAACUAGAAGGGGGGGGGGGAACAAAAGCAUUAUCUUUAAAACUAACUUUUAUAUGAUCAUUAGUAUUCUUAUGUCAUCUCAAUUAUGAAAUUAGAUAGGUGAGUGAUUCUCAUAUUUAAGGGCUAAAUUAGUAUGUUUAGAAAUUAUGUAGAUUUUUGACUCCCUUUGUUACAUACUUAUUGGCUAUACUGUAUGUCUGCUCUGUCUAUUUGUCCAUAUGUUUGUCCGUAUAUACUUCAUGUGUAUUGCUACACAUGUACAGUGCCUUCAGAAAAUAUUCAUACUCCUUGACUUAUUCCACAUUUUGUUGUGUUACAGCCUGAAUUCAAAAUUGAUAAAAUAGAUUUUUUUCUGUCACCCAUCUACACACAAUACCCCAUAAUGACAAAGUGAAAACAUGUUUUAGACGCUUUUAUAGGUUCGGUUUUUCAGACACACUCCCUGUGUAUUGCUGACUUUGUGGACUUAUAGUAACUCCUGGAUAGAAAAGUGCUUUCAAUGGAGAAUCUCCAUUGAGAAUUAUGUUUAGUCCAGGACUAGGCUUAAUCUGUGUCUGGGAAAACCGGACCAUAGAGUUCAUUAGGCCUAGCUUGCUCUUCAUUAUGAAUCUACUGUUGCCAAUUCUCCAGUCAAUCCAUUAUUUCCAAUGAUCCUGAUCUAAACUGUGGUCUCUUUCAUGUGUGGCCCCAGCUGGUGAGGAUUACUGGGGGCCCUGCUCUAGGGGCCUCAGUGAUCAGCCCUGCCCUGACCAACUCAGCCAUAUCCCUACUUCAAGACAACCUGUCCGAAGAGGAGAGGCAGCUAUGGACGGCCCUUGGGCCCCACUGGACACUCCCACGGUCAGUACUAACAAGUGCUUUGUGCCUCAUGGACCCCUAUGAACCCUUAUUAUGAAUAAACCCUUGGCUAUUGAGUGUGGCAGUCUAUAGUCUCACGUGAUAGACCUGUAUGGCUCUCUUUACUGACACCGCCGCAGGCAUGACAUGAUGAGACAGCAUGACAUGCCAAUGUCAAUAUUUAGUCAGCCAGUAACACGUGCCACUGAAAUAGUACUGUGGAGAGAGAUGACCUAAUUCCUUUGGCUCAUCUCAGUCAAGUUCUAGGCUAUGUCUACACUGGUUAUAAUAUUCGUUAUAAUAUUUGUUUUUUAAAGGUCAAAGAUCAUUACUUAUGUAACCGGUGUGAAAUGGCUAGCUAGUUAGCGGUGUGCGCUAGUAGCGUUUCAAUCGGUGACGUCACUCGCUCUGAGACCUUGAAGUAGUUGUUUCCCUUGCUCUGCAAGGGCCGUGGCUUUUGUGGAGCGAUGGGUAACGGUGCUUCGAGGGUGACUGUUGUCGAUGUGUGCAGAGGGUCCCUGGUUCAAGCCCAGGUAGUGGCGAGGAGAGGGACGGAAGCAACACUGUUACAAUUACUCUCUCUCUCUCCUCUAAGUUCCCAGCUCAGUGGGCCCGUGGCUCCGUACACGCCUGUGUUCCUGGACGGGUGGAAGCCAGAGGCCUCCAGGGCAGAUGGGCAGGUUUGGGAGGAUCCGGUCGAGUCACAACACAAACAUGAAGCCUUGCGGGAAAAACAACAGGUAUGGAAUAUGAGAUGUACAUCCAUGUCAAUCAUGUACAUUGAGGAGUUCACAAAGUGAGUAACAUCAUAUGAAUUUGCUCUGUACUGUCCUGACAUCAUCCCCCCCCCCCCCCCCCUCUUUGCUAAUUCAGCUGCAGCCUACUCAGCCAGUUGGACCUCCAGUCACCCCUAUGAGCGAUGAAGCGUACGUAUUGAAGUCACCUUUGGAUUAAAAACAAAACUAUUUCUUUGUAUUGUUUACUUUUAUUUUGUAGUAAUAUCAAUCAUCCACUCCGUCCCUCUCAGGGAUAGCAGUGUCCUACCCCCUGAGGGAGAGAGGAUGUACAGCUGCAGCUAUGACUUUGUGGCCCGCAACAACAGUGAGCUGUCAGUGCAACAGGGAGAUACACUGGAGGUAAACAUCUGAAAAGUCAUUAAGUGACAUUACGUAACAUUACACAACAGAACUAUUCAGGAACAUUCUUGAAAAACACACGCCUGGCAGCUAGUCUCUGUGCCACGCUUCUAGGGCUCUCUUUUAAUGGUAAGACACAUGGCUGAUAAAGACAAAAUCUGGUAUACAAUCCGGUAAUAUUGGUGUACUGUAAAAAGAAAUGUCUCCUCAAUCAAGCAUUAUUGUUUAAUCAGGGUGUGACGCCAGAGUUAAAAAACCUAGUAAACAAAUAUUGGUGCACAGGUACACUUUGUCCUUGCCAGAUUCUGGUCAUACUGUACAUACAUACGGGUUGUUACCUGGGCAACAACUAUCACUGCUAGAAAUAGAAAAUUGUGAGUUGCGCAAUACCACACGAUUAAGUCUAUCACUUGUUUCAUUCUUCCUUAAUUAUUCUCUGUAUAAACAUUGGCUACUCUCCUUUUCUGUGUCAGGUGGUGGAGUCGUCCAAACGCUGGUGGAAGUGUCGUAAUCGCUUCAACGAGGUCGGCUUUGUCCCCUUCAACAUCCUGGAGCCAGUGUCUCACAUAGAAAGCCCUGUGACCAUGAGACCACCCAAGGUAACACACCAAUGUAACACACACAUGCACACACACACCCCAAUCCAUGCCCAUUCCUUUACUCACACCCUCAUACUGGUACUGGUUUUCCAUUCAUUGAUUCAAUAUUCCUUAUCAAUGUUGUUCACUCUCUUUCCUUUCCCCUCUGCUCCGGUCCAGCCUCCAGUCUCACCUGCCCUGACCAAGACUCACACUCCUCCCAGCCCUCCUGCCUGGAAUCCUAGCUCCUUGACCCCUCGCCCCUCAGCCCACCACCGCCCUCGCCCACUAUCAUACAGCCAAUCCAUUCCAGCCGGAGAUAACACAGACAAAGGUAUCACACUAUACUGAGAGGCUUUAUAUUUCUGCACUGUGUGUCAGAGGAGCAGCUCAGGCGCUGCACUAUACAGAGACGCUUUCUGUCUUUUCUCUGUUGUGUGAAUGUGUAUGUGUGUCUGUGUGCACACGCAAGUGUGUGUGUGAGGGAGGCUCCAGAGAGGGGGGAAAGUGGUUGUCUGUUUGCACUGUGUGUGAAUGACAUAAAAACAGGAGAGAACGACAGACAGUGCUUUCAGGUCUUAUGGCUGCCCUGUUUUAGUAAGAUCAACCAGAGAGAGAUAGACAACCUACUGUAGAUAACACUAUAACACAUCGUAAAAACUCUCCCUCUCCUCAGUCAUGAUGGUGAACGACAAGCUGCUCCAGAGACUGACCAAUGGGAAGGCCAGCCUGAACAAGCCCCUGGUCAUCCCUCGCUCCUCAGACACCUUGGUCCCCCUGGACUACCGCUCACCCCCCGAGGAGGUGGAGGAGUGGCUCAGGGGGAAGGGCUUCAGUGAGAUGUGAGUUUGACGUGACCCCCUCUAACCCUAAACUCCGUACUCAUCCCAUUCCAAUCAGGGACCUAUUCUGGUCAUGGGGACUUUGUGGACUUAUAGUAACUCCAGGAUUUACAGUUGAAUUUGGAAGUUUACAUACACCUUAGUCAAAUACAUUUAAACUCAGUUUUUCACAAUUCCUGACAUUUAAUCCUAGUAGAAAUUCACUGUUUUAGGUCAGUUAGGAUCACCACUUUAUUUUAAGAAUGUGAAAUGUCAGAAUAAUAGUAGAGAGAAUGAUUUAUUUCAGCUUUUAUUUCUUUCAUCACAUUCCCAGUGGGUCAGAAGUUUACAUACACUCAAUUAGUAUUUGGUAGCAUUGCCUUUAAAUUGUUUAACUUGGGUCAAACAUUUCGGGUAGCCUUCCACAAGCUUCCCACAAUAAGUUGGGUGAAUUUUGGCCCAUUCCUCCUGACAGAGCUGGUGUAACGGAGUCAGGUUUGUAGGCCUCCUUGCUCGCACACGCUUUUUCAGUUCUGCCCACACAUUUUCUAUAGGAUUGAGGUCAGGGCUUUGUGAUGGCCACUCCAAUACCUUGACUUUGUUGUCCUUAAGCCAUUUUGCCACAACUUUGGAAGUAUGCUUGGGGUCAUUGUCCAUUUGGAAGACCCAUUUGCGACCAAGCUUUAACUUCCUGACUGAUGUCUUGAGAUGUUGCUUCAAUAUAUCCACAUAAUUUUCCUUCCUCAUGAUGCCAUCUAUUUUGUGAAGUGCACCAGUCCCUCCUGCAGCAAAGCCCCCCCACAGCAUGAUGCUGCCACCCACAUGCUUCACGGUUGGGAUGGUGUUAUUUGGCUUGCAAGCCACCCCCCUUUUUCCUCCAAACAUAACGAUGGUCAUUAUGGCCAAACAGUUCUAUUUUUGUUUCAUCAGACCAGAGGACAUUUCUCCAAAAAGUAUGAUCUUUGUCUCCAUGUGCAGUUGCAAACCGUAGUCUGGCUUUUUUAUGGCGGUUUUGGAGCAGUAGCUUCUUCCUUGCUGAGCAGCCUUUCAGGUUAUGUCGAUAUAGGACUCGUUAUACUGUGGAUAUAGAUGCUUUUGUACCUGUUUCCUCCAGCAUCUUCACAAGGUCCUUUGCUGUUGUUCUGGGAUUGAUUUGCACUUUUUGCACCAAAUUACAUUCAUAUCUAGGAGACAGAACGCGUCUCCUUCCUGAGCGGUAUGAUGGCUGCGUGGUCCCAUGGUGUUUAUACUUGCGUACUAUUGUUUGUACAGAUGAACGUGGUACCUUCAGGCGUUUGGAAAUUGCUCCCAAGGAUGAACCAGACUUGUGGGGGUCUACAAUUCUUUUUCUGAGGUCUUGGCUGAUUUCUUUUGAUUUUCCCAUGAUGUCAAGCAAAGAGGCACUGAAUUUGAAGAUAGGCCUUGAAAUUCAUCCACAGGUACACCUCCAAUUGACUCAAAUUAUGUCAAUUAGCAUAUCAGAAGCUUCUAAAGCCAUGACAUAAUUUUCUGGAAUUUUCCAAGCUGUUUAAAGCCACCGUCAACUUAGUGUAUGUAAACUUUUGACCCACUGGAAUUGUGAUACAGUGAGUUAUAAUUGAAAUAAUCUGUCUGUAAAAAAUUGUUGGAAAUUUUACUAGAUGUCCUAACCGACUUGCCAAAACUAUAGUUUAACAAGACAUUUGUGGAGUGGUUGAAAAACACGUUUUAAUGACUCCAACCUAAGUGUAUGUAAACUUCAGACUUUAACUGUAGUUAUAUGCAUUGCUUAUUGAUCAGUUCAAAGGCAUUUGUCGCAAUAUACCGAUAUUCAUUUACUUUCUACCGAAUCAAUUGUAAUUGGUUGAACCUGAAACAGUUCUCAAGACCUGGAUUGAGUAACCCUGUCACUCAAUAGAUCUUUCUAGUUCAUACACAGAGAUGACUCAGUUGUUAACGGAUGAUUGAAUAGGAUAGAUAAACGAAGGGUAGUGACUGACUACCUGUGUGUGUCUCCCCCCUCAGGACGGUGACGUUACUUGGAAAGCUGACAGGAGCCCUGCUCUUCUCUCUGAACAAGGAGGACCUACGAGAAGUCCUACCAGACGAGGGCGCCAGAGUGUACAGCCAGCUCACUGUGCAGAAAGCACUGUUGGAGGUACUGAUCAACCUAUUCUGCACAUUAUUAUACACUACAUGGCCAAAAGUAUGUGGACACCUGCUCGUCGAACAUCUCAUUCCAAAAUCAUGGACAUUAAUAUGGAGUUGGUCCCCCCUUUGCUGCUACAACAGCCUCCACUCUUCUGGGAAGGCUUUCCACUAGAUGUUGGAACAUUGCUGCGGGGACUUGCAUCCAUUCAGCCACAAUAUCAUUAGUGAGGUCGAGCACUGAUGUUGGGCGAUUAAGCCUGGCUCGCAGUCGAAGUUCCAAUUCAUCCCAAAGGUGUUCAAUGGGGUUGAGAUCAGGGCUCUGUGCAGGCCAGUCAAGUUCUUCCACACCGAUCUCGACAAACCAUUUCUGUAUAGACCUCGCUUUGUGCACGGGGGCAUUGUCAUGCUGAAACAGGAAAGGGCCUUCCCCAAACUGUUACCACAAAGUUGGAAGCACGGAAUUGUCUAGAAUGUCAUUGUAAGCUGUAGCGUUAAGAUUUCCCUUCACUGGAACUAAGGGGCCUAGCCCAAACCAUGAAAAAGCCCCAGACCAUUAUUUACAGUUGGCACUAUGCAUUCGGGCAGGUAGCGUUUUCUCCUGGCAUCCGCCAAACCCAGAUUAGUCCGUUGGACUGCCAGAUGGUGAAGCAUGAUUCAUCACUCCAGAGUCCAAUGUCGGUGAGCUUUUCACCACUCCAGCCGACGCUUGGCAUGGUGAGCUUAAGCUUGUGUGCGGCUGCUCGUCCAUGGAAACCCAUUUCAUGAAGCUCUCAACGAACAGUUAUUGUGCUGAAGUUGCUUCCAGAGGCAGUUUGGAACUCGGUGCUUCAGCACUCGGCGGUCCCGUUCUGUGAGCUUGUGUGGCCUACCACUUCACGGCUCAUGUUGCUCCUAGAAGUUUCCACUUCAUAAUAACAGCACUUAGAGUUGACUGGUGCAGCUCUAGCAGGGUAGAAAUGUGAAAAACUGACUUUUUGGAAAGGUGGCCUCCUAUGACGGUUCCACGUUGAAUGUCACUGAGCUCUUCAGUAAGGCCAUUCUACUGCCAAUGUUUGUCUAUGGAGAUUGCAUGGCUGUGUGCUCGAUUUUAUACAUCUGUUAGCAAAGGGUGUGGCUGAAAUAGACAAAUCCACUAAUUUGAAGGGGUGUCCACAUACUUUAGUGUAGGGUCAUAUAAGUGGGAAUUAUUUUAGUAGGCAACCUCUGAUGAGUGCCAUAUAGAUCUUCUACAAUUACUAAUUCUAUGAUGAUUGCAGUGUGCCUCAGCAUUAUCUUAUGUAUAAAACUAAUACAAAAUAAUAUAUUUUCCAAGUUUUACUCCAGCUGCACACAGUUCUGAGUUUUAAAUCCAUAAUGUCCCUGUUGUGUCAUCUUUCCAUGUUUUGACCUACCAUAAUUUGUACCUGAUUGAAAUGCUGUUUUUCCAGGACGCCAAGAAGGCCACAGAGCUGGAGGCAGUGAUGGAAAAGCAGAAGAUGAAGGUGGAUCUGAAACUGGAGAGUAGCACACUGUAAGACCCAAGUGUCAGAUAUCAUGUAUCACUCCCCUAAAAAGGAAAAGACUCAUGCUAAAAGAGAACAACCCCUGCACACAUACAUGCACGCACACAAUUACAAAGACUGUCUUGAUUCUAUCCAUGAAAAGACAUUCACUGACGGAUGGAACAUUAUGCCGAUAUGAAUUUUAUGUAAUUGGUUGCUCUUCAAGUCAGACUGUCUAGUCUUGAAUCAAGGCUUUGCCUUUUGUUGUAAAUGCUUGCUUUUAAGUUAAACUUUUUAUGAGCAAUUGUCCUCUGUUAAGACAAUGUACAUCCAUUAUCUUGGCUGUACUCUGGAAUAUUCUCUCCUUUCUAUGUUGACUUGACUGAAUCAAUUGUACCAUGUCCCCCUGCUAUUUGCAGACCAACUUAAAUUAAUGUAUACUUGUCUUGAUUCUGUCCAUUCUUUAUACACACAAUAUAUUAGACAAGAAAGCCUUUUCUUCUAAUAGAACUUCAGUUUUACACAGAUCUUAGGUAAAUACAUGAAAACUGGGAUUUUUAUUCAGGCUUCAAGAGAAAAUCAUCUUCCAGGAAAUAAUACAAACAGACCAGACAAAGUCUACAGACGGCACACAUUAGGAAAAGCAAUGCAUCAUUUAUAUAUGUUUGCAUCCAACUUCAAGUGACUGACUUUAACCAAAAAAGAAAGAACAUUUACAAACUGUUGAAUCAGCAUCAAAAUAUUGGAAAGUGAAAUGGACAUAAGCACCUACUGUGCUUAAGACAAUGUUCCCAGCACAAAGUGUCGUAGGCCAAAAACAGGGUAACGUAGCUGACUACCAGGGCAACAUAGCGGACUACCAAUGCAACGUAGCGGACUACCAGGGUAACGUAGCGGACUACCAGGGCCACGUAGCGGACUACCAGGGUAACGUAGGGGACUACCAGGGUAACGUAGCGGACUACCAGGGUAACGUAGGGGACUACCAGGGCCACGUAGCGGACUACCAGGGUAACGUAGGGGACUACCAGGGUAACGUAGGGGACUACCAGGGUAACGUAGCCAACUUCUAGGGUCACAUACAGUAAGAAGCCUGGAACAGUCAUUUUCAAUCCAAAACAGCAUUUACUACUCAAAACAUUGGAGAGGCAUGCAAAGUCCAUGUCUACACACAUAUGCAGACUUGACCGCUCGCAUGCCAAGACUAUGAUAAUAAGGGUUAAUAUUUGUAUUCAACAUGAAAACUUGGAACAAACUUGUACAAUUCUAUGGAGAGAAAAAAAAAAACUAGCCACCGUUGAACACAAAGGACAAUAAAAUCUAAAACGUAUGAAAAUCUUGUCCGUAUUAGUCAUCAUGACAUUAAAUUGAACUGCUACAAUCUCUCCAGCGAUAAACAUCCUCAGUCAGUAUAAACCACAGAUAUAGAAGCAGAGGGUAUUUCACAAGCUGACAGAAAUGAGGUCACUGAUAUUCACAACUGACCAAAUUCCCUUUGAUUUCCAAAUGUCCUGAUCCAGUCAAAAAAUAACAAUAUGGGUUAGUUUAUCAAUCUUAGGCCAGAUAUGUGCAGAAGAGAUUCUAUGAUUACUGGUAUAUUAAAUAUUUAGUGCAACAUCAAAUGGCAAAUUGAUGCAACCAGCGUUGUGAAAUAGCCUCUAGGAAGGGAAGAAAGCCUUGCAGGGAGAAGCCAAUCCAAGACAGUCUGCUGGGUCGUGUUUAUUAGGGCAAUAACUGAAAACAUUUAGCAAUGUUUUUACAGGAAAUAAAAAAUUUAGGUUUUUUAUUGGACAAGUCCAGGUGACCCCUCCCUGUUUCAGUCCGGUU